CACGCUUCUUCCCGUCGUUCCCUUCUCUCUGAGUCUCUCUGCGUUCUCAACGUGGACACUGUAGAGAGCACCUCAUCACCCCUUACAAGCCCGACCCGACGAUUCUUCUGGGAGAACGUUAUCCUCACGGUUGAAGAUGAGCUCUUCUCGGUUCCGCAAUUCCGCCUCUGCGAGGAUCAGAGGUGUUUUCAAACAUGUUCUCGUUCUCGCUUGAGGGAAGGGCAACCUCCAGCGAGGGAAAAGAUGAGUCAAUCCCGAUAGUGCUGGAAGGUCACAAGAAGGACGACUUCGCCAGCCUCUUGAAAGUUCUCUAUCCAAGUUUCGACGACGUCACGAACAACUUCAAGCUGGUGAAAAAUGAAUGGAUCGGGGUUCUUCGAUUGUCGACUACGUGGGAGAUGACACGGGUCCGGAACCACGCUAUCCAGUCUCUGUCAAGCCUCCGACUAUCCUUUGUCGAAAAAGUGACCUUGGCCAGGGAAUUCAGAGUCAGCGACUGGCUCGAAGAUGGCAUCGUCGGUCUCGUCAUGGGAGACCCGGUUCCCCUCAAGGACCUCGAAACUCUUGGACUGGAUACCGCAGCAAAAAUCCUCUCCGCCAGAGACUACAAUGCCAUUGAGCGCAUCAAGCCUCGUCUUGGCCUUGGCUUCACCUUCCUCCGGGAGACAUUAAAAUGUACAAGCUGCAAUAACGUUCCCAUUCCAGCCUGUGGUUGUCGACGAACCUUGCUAAAUACAGCUCUUCUGACCUGUAUUCAUAGCCUCCCUUCGCCAUCCACGGUUCAACUCGGUCAACGAGUGCGACAAAUCUACGAGAACGUCUCCGUCCCUCAUAACUCAAUCCGAUGCCUGUGUGGCGCGGCCAUUACAUACGUGUACUGCGAUCCUUGCAGAUCUAACGUCCUGUCCGUGCGGGUUACCCCUGUACUUGAAGCCUUCAAGAUAAUCGAUGAAAGGUUUGGCGUGGAGAUCGAGGAGUGUAGACGCGCAGGCAUGGCUGAACGGGGGGAGAGCGCCGACUGUGGUAUCAACAAGUCCACUGCCUAA
Messenger RNA from Coprinopsis cinerea okayama7#130, 1046 nucleotides. RefSeq lists its product as hypothetical. The transcript has 4 exons. The record is from RefSeq and is a predicted model, not a curated record. Lineage: Eukaryota; Fungi; Basidiomycota; Agaricomycetes; Agaricales; Psathyrellaceae. Bases 195 to 1046 code for a protein of 283 amino acids.